CAGAUGGUUCACACCCUCGCCAGCAAUGGCGCCAACUCCAUCUGGGAACACUCCCUCCUCGAUCCGGCACAAGUGCAGAGCGGACGCCGUAAAGCGAAUCCUCAGGACAAAGUCCACCCCACCAAGUCCGAAUUCAUCCGUGCCAAAUACCAGAUGUUAGCCUUCGUUCACAAACUCCCCUGCCGAGAUGAUGACGGAGUCACCGCCAAGGAUCUCAGCAAGCAACUGCAUUCGAGUGUCCGAACGGGCAACCUGGAAACCUGUUUGCGCCUUCUCUCCUUGGGGGCCCAAGCCAACUUCUUCCACCCGGAGAAAGGGACCACGCCUUUGCAUGUGGCUGCGAAAGCUGGCCAGGUGCUACAGGCUGAGUUGCUGGUGGUGUAUGGAGCUGAUCCAGGCGCCCCCGAUGUGAAUGGCCGGACACCCAUCGACUACGCCAGACAGGCGUCCCAACACGAACUGGCCGAGCGACUGGUGGAGUGCCAGUAUGAGCUGACCGACCGACUGGCCUUCUACCUUUGUGGGCGCAAGCCAGAUCACAAGAACGGGCAUUACAUCAUUCCCCAGAUGGCAGACAGCUUAGAUCUUUCGGAGCUGGCCAAGGCGGCAAAGAAGAAGUUGCAGGCGCUGAGCAACCAUCUCUUUGAAGAGCUCGCGAUGGAUGUCUACGACGAAGUGGAUCGCCGCGAAAACGACGCCGUCUGGCUGACCACACAGAACCACAGCACCCUGGUGACCGAGCGCAGCGCUGUGCCCUUCCUGCCAGUGAACCCCGAAUAUUCAGCCACACGGAAUCAGGGGCGGCAGAAGUUGGCCCGUUUCAACGCCCGGGAGUUUGCCACCCUCAUCAUCGACAUCCUGAGUGAGGCCAAGCGACGCCAGCAGGGCAAGGGCCUGAUCAGCCCCACUGAGGCCCUCGACUCCUCCGUCCACGGGCCCAGCGACAUGGACGACCAACACGACUACGACAGCGUGGCCUCCGAUGAGGACACGGACCUCGAGCCCCUGCGGAAUGCCAAUGCUGGGCGCAACAACCGUGCUCGGAGCAUGGACUCCUCCGACCUCUCGGACGGGGCCAUCACCCUGCAGGAGUACCUGGAAGUGAAGAAGGCGCUGGCCGUCUCCGAAGCCAAAGUCCAGCAACUCAUGAAGGUGAACAACAGCCUGAGCGACGAGUUGCGGCGGCUGCAGAGAGAGAUUCAUAAGCUGCAGUCAGAGAACUUGCAGAUCCGUCAGCAAGCAGGGCCCGUCCACCCGGCGGCCCCCACACCUACCGAGCGCCCCGAGCACAGCCACGCGCCCUCUGCCGUAACCGGAGCCCACCGGCGCGACCGCCACGCCUUCUCCAUGUACGAGCCGGGCGCCAGCCCGCUCAAGCCCUUCAGCCAGCCGCCCAUGGACGACUUGGUUAGCCGCCUGCAACCCUUCCACCCCGGGGAAUCGGAGGAAGACGGGAUGUAUUCCGUCCACAGCCAACCCAACAUUUACCGAAUCCGGAAGGGGGGCUCCAUUUCGGCCAUGCCGUUCCCUCCGUCGUCUUCUCCGUUGGUGGUGGGUCCGCCGGAGGGCAGCGGGCGCCACUUGAGUGGGAAACUGGACCGGCACGGCAGCGGCACCGACAGCGACUACGACAACACGCAGGGAGGCGACCUGCCCCUUAGCUGCAUGGACGGGAAACGCUUCCUGGAGCUGGGGAAGGAGGAGGAUUUGCACCUGGAACCGGAGCUGCUGGAAGGGGACACGGACGGGGGUCUCCCCAGCACGGAGGACGUCAUCCUCAAGACCGAACAGGUCACCAAGAACAUCCAGGAGCUUCUGAGGGCCGCCCAGGAGUUCAAACACGACAGCUUCGUCCCCUGUUCGGAGAAAAUCCAUACGGCGGUCACGGAAAUGGCGUCGCUUUUCCCCAAGAAACCGGCCCUGGAGACGGUGCGCAGCUCCCUCCGCCUGCUCAACGCCAGCGCCUACCGGCUGCAGAGCGAAUGCCGCAAGACGGUGCCGCCGGAGCCUGGCGCGCCCGUGGACUACCAACUCCUGACGCAGCAGGUCAUCCAGUGCGCCUACGACAUCGCCAAGGCCGCCAAGCAGCUGGUCACCAUCACCACCCGGGAGAAGAAGCAGUGAGGGUGGGAGGGCCCCCCCUUCCUCGUCGUCUCCCCCCCCCCCAAUCCCCCGGGGCCGGCUGCUAUGCCCGCCCGGAAGUCUCCUUCCUCUGCUUGGCGCAACCCGGGCACCGAUAAAAAGAGGAGGGGGAACAAGACAGGCGAGGGCAGCCUGGGCAGUCCAGAAACUGUUUGUGUAAAUACCCCCUCCCUCUGUCUCCUCCCACCCCCCCCCCACAACCCACCCCGGGAAGGACCAUCCGAGCGGCUCUCCCCCCAUAUAUAGUGCGUGGAUCUGUCCAUCCGUAUGCCCCCCCCCUUUCCCCAUCCGUGCCCUCCUCUGUCUGUAUAGAGAGAGACCAAGUGUAUUUAUCUGGCAAAUCCCCCCUCCCCAAUAGUGUUAACACUGGAAUAGCGACGUCGAGGAGCCACUGAGAUUGGAGCAGCCCCCCCCUCUGAAAAAAAAAAUCUGGGCUCUUCUCCCCCUCUUCCUCUCCCCCGCCCCCCCACCGGAAGCAAAGACUAACCUCUCCUCUUUGCAAUCCAUAUUAUUUUUCUCCCCUCGUUUUUCUCGCUUCGUUCCUGCAUCCUGCGGUUUUGCUGGCGGGGGACGAGAGCGGGGGGGGGGUAUUGUGUGUGUGUAUGUGUGUGUGUGUGUGUGUGUGUCUCCAGUCGGCCCCCCCCUCCUUCCCGAAAGCUGUGAAGCUGAGGCCAGUCGUGGAGAUAGAGGUGGGGGGGGGGCAGGAGGGUACCCUGGGCACUGCGCUGGAAUCUCUGGUUUCGAAAUCUUGUACAUUUGUAACAAAUAAAAAGAGGAUGCCAACGGCA
Pantherophis guttatus is the source of this 2930-nucleotide messenger RNA. Lineage: Eukaryota; Metazoa; Chordata; Lepidosauria; Squamata; Colubridae. The record is from RefSeq and is a predicted model, not a curated record.